Molecule: messenger RNA, 810 nt
Organism: Frieseomelitta varia
Lineage: Eukaryota; Metazoa; Arthropoda; Insecta; Hymenoptera; Apidae
Gene: ave
Product: protein aveugle
Exons: 3
Coding region: 262-591 (109 amino acids)
Biological process (GO): cell surface receptor protein tyrosine kinase signaling pathway
Cellular component (GO): cytoplasmic side of plasma membrane
Molecular function (GO): protein binding
Source: RefSeq, a predicted model, not a curated record
ACGCAUUACUGCAUAGUGACAAAAUGGAGUCAAAGUUUUGUAUAAUAUUACAAAGUACAAAGUAUAGGAGUAUGUAAUAUAAUUUUUGCAGUAAAGGGAAACGUUCUGAAGUAAUUUUGUCUAGUUUUUCUAUUUUUUUUAUACAAUUUUUGUGAUUAUACCAUUCAGAACAUAUAUAACUGCGUACUAUUUCUAAAUUUUCAUAACCUAUUCUUUUCUAUUUGUAUUUUUUGUAAUGUAAUAUUUUGAUUCUUGCAUACAAUGGUAGAAGAAAUUGUUAAUUCUGCUAAUAAACCAAAGAACAAAACUACUAGACCACGUCCAGUUUAUUUAUGGAAUGUGUUAGAUGUACAAAAAUGGUUAAGGAGACACUGCAGCGAUUAUUAUCAAUUGUAUCAUGAAAAAUUUCUUUACCAUGAUAUCACUGGGAGGGUUUUGCUCAGAAUAAAUGAAAAUAUUCUAUUGAGACUUGGAAUUGAUAAUGAGCAACACAGAAUGGAUAUUUGGAGAGAAAUAAUGAAAUUACGUCUCAAAACGGAUAUGUUAGAGAUUAAAGAUAUUGAACGGCGUAAUAAUAUGAAUUUUGAUUAAUGAAUUGCUUGACAUAGAACUAUAGUUUUUACAACAGUUUAUAACAUAUCUUUUCCCAAUAUUAUAAUGUUAUUUUAUUAUAAUAUAAUAUUAUAUACAAUGCAAUUUUUUAAAACCAAAUGUAUUAAAUGAAUGUACUUUAUUUUAGUUAAGAUUAAUACUGAUUCUGUUAUUACGAGUUAAAUUUAAAUAUGUGAUAAAUAUAGAUAUAUAGGAACA